UUGGGACUUUUUUCCUCCCUUUCCCUUAAACGUCAAGUGUAAUUCAUACCAAGGGUUUCGUCUCUGAGCUCUCCCUGUCUUGAAGGUGGAGCAGAUAUGAGAAGAAACGGACUACCAGCCCAUCCAGCAGAAAACCCUCUGAGAUGAAGUAACUUUUAGACGGUUCUUGCUUAAAUAACAAUCAUCUGUUUGCGGAUUGAACACCUCCAUCAAUCGAAUGAUAGCAGGGGUCUCUCUGCAAUGGGCCCGGUACCCUUAACACUCCUGCUUUGCGUCUCAGCACUGGCUGUGCUGGUGUCUGCAGUGGUGGACGAUCCCACAGGUGAUGAUGACUACACCUGGCCGCAGAGGAAAGUACCACUGGUACAAGAAAAGCAAACGGUGCACCUGGGAAGUUCUGAGUUUUUGGCCAAGCCGCAGACUGAGCUCCAUGGAAUAUGUGGCAUUGAGUGCCAGCGGGGUCUCCCGGAGCCCAGCCUGGGUGAUCUGGAGCAGCUACUGUCCUACGAGACCAUGUACGAAAAUGGAACCCGCACGCUCACCACCGUCACAAUACAGGAGCUAAAUGUGAGCAACGACUGGAUGGGAGGUUCUGGGUUACAUACUCGGCGCAGACGAGAAGUCUACGGCACGGACACGAGGUUUACCAUCGCCGACAAGCAGUACUCUUUGAAGUAUCCAUUCUCCACGUCUGUGAAGAUCUCCACGGGGUGUUCUGGAGUGCUGGUGUCCCCCAAACACGUCCUGACUGCGGCUCAUUGCAUCCACAAUGGUACAGACUACCUGGAUGGGGUACAGAAACUUAGCGUUGGUGUGCUGAAAGAACGUUCCCGCCGGAAAGGGAAGGGACGGAAAGGGAAAGGACGGAAAGGGAAAGGCCAGAGGAACCGUAAGGAAGAGGAGGAGGAUGAGGAAAUCAAUGAAAAUAUAGAUAUUGGAGAAAAGCAGGAGCGUAAGGGAAAAGGCAAAGGCAGGAGAAACCGCAGUCGCCGCAGCACCACCUCCGAACAGCCUUCGUUCCGAUGGACCCGGGUGAAACAGAUGCAGGUGCCAAAGGGUUGGUUUAAAGGGAUCUCGGAGAACGUUGUGGCCGAUUAUGACUACGCCAUCCUGGAGCUUAAACGGGCACAGAAGACCAAGUAUAUGGAUCUAGGUGUUAUCCCCUCCGUCAAGAAGCUUCCCACAGGACGUAUCCAUUUCUCUGGAUUCGACGACGACCGGCCAGGCAACCUGGUGUACCGCUUCUGCUCCGUGUCCGAGGAGUCCAACGACCUGCUGUACCAGUAUUGUGACGCCAAGCCUGGCUCCAGUGGCUCGGGUGUCUACAUUCGGCUCAAAGAUCCCGGCAAGAAGAAGUGGAGGCGGAAGAUCAUUGGAGUGUUUUCGGGUCACCAGUGGGUGGAUGUUAAUGGGAUGCAGCAGGAUUACAACGUGGCCGUGCGAAUCACACCCCCCAAGUAUGCACAAAUCUGCCUCUGGGUCCAUGGGGACUCCAGCCAGUGUCGGGGCACCUGAGAGACUCCAUCAGCGGCCCAUCUGACUGCCUCUGUCCCGGCUCUCAGCGACCCUUGUGCCUCCCAUUUGUGCACCACACAAACUGCUGCAUUCAUCAACACUUAAGACUAAAACACACCUGCCAUUGAACUUUUCCAAGCUAUUUUGCUACCUUAAUUUAUUUUAUUAGACAACUUUUGUUAUGAAUCAGUUAGAGCGAAUGUAUUUCUAGAUUCAGUUGUCCUAACGAGAACUAAUUCUGUCCUAAACUGUCGUUUUGAAUUAGAAAAUGUACUUCAGUCAGUGUUGUUUGAUAUGGGAGGCAUUUGUUUUGUCUGGUAAUCUGUCUGGAUACCUUGAAGUAGAAAGCUAGAUGACUAGUUGACACAAGAAAAAAAAAAGUUUUUUUUUUCUGAGAGAAAAUGCUUUGAAGUUUAUUUGUGGAUUUUAUUUCCCUUUUUCUUCUUGAAGAACACAUUUGAGUAUCAAUGUGCUGGUGUUCUUUGAAACCCUUUGUUCUUGUUAUCAUCAUUAAAUGUUAUGAUUGUGUGCCUUUGAUAAUAUAAACUGUAACCUGUCUUCAUGGGCUUCCAUUUACAAAAGUUCUGCUUUUUGUAUCACAGUGCAAGCAAUUAGUUGGAGGUUUACCCUUCAGAUUCAGAUGCCCUUGUUGACUUUUGGUGCUAUUUUUAAUUUUAAAAUACAAAAAAUCAGAGGACCUGUCGGAGUAACAGUCUACUGUAGAACUGUAAGUAUGUAUUUAAUGUAAGACUCGUAUUACGAGUUUCAUAUGAUCAUGUCGUUCUUUAAAAAAUACACAGGGUUAUUUAAAUUUAGAUACGGUUAAUGAUACAUAUCACUGUAAUUAUGAUAAAUAGAAAAGCAAUAUAGCUUGAUAGGAAAUAAAAACUGAACAUUUUAAUAUAAAAUUGAUGUUUUGAAAAAACAGAUCACAUACGUUUUCAAUUUGUACAACUUUUUCUAAAUGUUUGUUAUUAAGGACCAAAUAAACUGAGAUUUAUAUGUAUUGGUCUUUGAGGACAAAAUAGUGUGUUCACUUUUUCAUCAAACUUUGUUUAAACGUUUUUAAGUGUGCUUUUAAUUUUGAAUUUCCACUCUUGAUUCUUUAUCUCUCUAUUAUAUAGAUAAUUAUUAUUAUAUUGAAAAUAUAGGCUAUAAGAAUACAUGUUGUUGUUGUUGUUUUUUUUACCAGAAACAUGUACCUUAAACUUUGCAGCUUAAAAAUGACUGAAUAAUGUUACGGUCUCUUUUUUUAUCAAGUGUUGAUACAGAGCUAUCCUUCUGAAAACAGACACAGGGGGACGCAGGUGGGCAAUUCUUCCCAUCAGUGUUUAUUGCAUCUUAGAGGGCUUACAUGCACUAUGUAGGGGUGUCAAAUAUGAAACAAUAAAUCAAUUUUUUUUUCUUUCAAGAAAAUUGCAAAAGAGAGAUCCAAAGAUCUGCCUUUGUCAUUUCCACGAGCUCUAACAGGGAGAGUGAGUUACAGAGGCUUGGCAACAUAGGGCUGUCAGUCAGACCUUUCUGUAACACUGUUUAACAGUGACCUCCUGAAAAAAAAAUUGUACAGAUCUAAGAGUCUAUCUCUGCUAAUGAACCUACGCUCUGUUUUCUAUGAACUCAGGUAUUUUCAUCCAAUAUAUCUCCUCCACACUCUAUUUUGCUGUGCAAACUACAGUACCACCACUUACCAACAGAGGGAGCAUGAAUCAACCGUUACGUGUAACAAACAAGGGUCAGGGGGUUUAUAAUGUAGUAUGAGCGGGAAAGACUGAAAACCAAACAUGUGGAUGGGUUCUUCUACAAUUAUACAAAAUAACACUACAUGUACCAGCUUCAAUUUGGAUUUUAUACAAGCACAAGUAACUAUGAGACUCAAACACAGCAUUCCACUGACUACAACUGUGGGGGGCUUUGGGAAACAUAACCAGUUUAACAAGUCGCUGUACAUUUGUUAUGUCAAGAUACUGCAAAAGGCCUUUCUUAGAGAUCAUCUGAGAUUUGUAGCACUGAGAUUUGGUGAAUUAAAGUACAAAUUUGUUAUUUUCUUGGGGAAAGUAUGUAAACUGUGAACUGACAAUUAAAUUAAAUUAAAA
Molecule: messenger RNA, 3608 nt
Organism: Onychostoma macrolepis
Lineage: Eukaryota; Metazoa; Chordata; Actinopteri; Cypriniformes; Cyprinidae
Gene: prss35
Product: serine protease 35
Exons: 2
Coding region: 241-1515 (424 amino acids)
Biological process (GO): proteolysis
Molecular function (GO): serine-type endopeptidase activity
Source: RefSeq, a predicted model, not a curated record